GAUCUGCGCUCUCACUGGACGAGCAGUGUCAGCAAAACUAGCCACCAUCUCAGUCAGUUUAGUUCAUAAAGUGUUUCUCUCUUUCUUGGCCUAACUCUAUUGUCAUAUAUAUUUAGUUCAAGAAGGCUUCAGUUAAAUUGUCGCGAGGUCCGCCUGGAUGGCUGAAGCCUCCGUUACAGACACAUCAAAGUUGAAUCCUGAGUCAGCUGAGUUUGUCCCACAAGCUAAACCGAACAGAAAAAGCUACAGGCCGCUGGAGAACAGUCAGGACUGGAGGGCUCAUCAUGCCGGGCAGCAUCAGCGAUUUAGACAGUCUAAUCAUGGGGACAAUGCAUUUAAAAACCCUGAGAAUAAUGCACUAACCCCUCCAGAACUUGCCAUCAGAAGAGGUGCAAGGGGAGGCAGAGGUGGAAGACAGAGAGGUGGACAAGGUAGUGGUAGACUUAAUAAUGUCCAACGUCCCCAGAGUGAAAGAUGGACAAAACCGGGAAGUGAUACCAACUGCCCAGGAAGGGAACGUGGAGCUGAUUUUGGUCGACGACCCCACAUCCCUACUUCUAACAGAUCCACAGAUGAGGAGAGGCAGGAAAGACUACUUGUAGAGACAGACACAAGAAAGUCUUAUCAAGGCAGCCGACAGAAGAAGCCCAAUAAAGAGAGGCGGGAGGAGAACCAGGCUGCUGGAGAAGACAAAAAGCCUGUUGGGCCUCGUGACAAUCCAGAACAGGAACCUGACUGGAGGAACCACAAGGGAUGGAGAGGUGGAGACCGGCGCGUACAGCCCAAUGUCCGUGGAGAAGGACCUGUGUCCACCCAUGGGAUUCAGGGUAACUGGAGGGAAAGAGAGCCCACUCAGAAUAAAGAGGAGACAAGAGGUGUAGAAGGUGAGCUUGGAAGAGAGGACAAGUCAAACUGGAGUGGAAGAGGUGGGAAAGGGAAACGACCAUUACUGCAGAAUCCAGGACUGAGGAGAGAUGGGGGUCCCGGUCGAAGAACCGGACCGGUGAAACGCAUGGAGCCUCCCAAGAGCAAAGAAACACAGACAGGGUGUCUAAUUGAGCAGCUAACAGAGGAGAAGUAUGAGUGUAUGGUCUGUUGUGAAGUGAUUCGACUUAUGGCCCCAAUUUGGAGCUGUCAGAGCUGUUUCCACGUAUUCCAUCUUAACUGCAUCAAGAAAUGGGCUCGCUCACCUGCAUCUCAAGCCGAUGAUGGUAGUGAAGGCUGGCGAUGUCCUGCGUGCCAGCAUGUGGCAUUGAAAUCCCCAAAUGCCUAUACUUGCUUCUGUGGGAAGGUGACCAAUCCUGAGUAUCAGCGGACUGAGAUUCCUCAUAGCUGUGGAGAUAUGUGUGGAAAGAAAAGGAGUGGAGGGGAAUGCAAUCACCCAUGCAAUAUCUUGUGCCACCCAGGUCCCUGCCCACAGUGUCCUGCUUUUAUCACCAAGCCCUGCAUUUGUGGGAGAAUGAGUAAGCAGGUGCGUUGUAGUCAAUCAGGACCUUUGCGCUGUGAGGAAGUCUGUGGGGCUCUGCUCAACUGUUCAGAGCACUCCUGUCUCCAGGUGUGCCACGCAGGGCAAUGCCAACCCUGCCAACUACGUGUACAACAAGCAUGCUUCUGUGGUGUGGUAUUCAGAGAGGUGGCUUGCGGGACUGAUCGUGCGAGUUUUGAUGGAUCAGGAUAUUUCUCCUGUUUCAAGCCCUGUGGAAAGAUGCUAGACUGCCAGUCCCAUCGCUGUCAGCAGUCAUGCCACCCUGGGCAGUGCCAGCAAUGUCCACGCAGCACCAGGCUGGUGCGCAGCUGCUCGUGUGGGCAGACUCCACUCUCUAAACUUCUAGAUCUUGGAUAUCCAGAGAGGAAGACCUGUACUGACUCAAUCCCCUCCUGUGGCAAGACCUGCAACAAGCCACUGCCAUGUGGGGAUGCCCACUCAGUCCACCUGUGUGAAAAGCUCUGCCAUGAGGACAGCUGUGGACCCUGCUCUUUGACCUCCAGUAUUCAUUGCAGAUGUGGCAGUAACAGCAAGGAGGUUCCUUGUGCAGCAGUUCAGUCUGAAGAAGACAUGGUGUUUACAUGUGAGAAACGCUGCAACAAGAAGCGCUUCUGUGGCAGGCACAAGUGUGGAGAGUUGUGCUGUGUGGACGUGGAACAUAAAUGCAUGAUGAUUUGUGGCUACAAGCUCAACUGCGGCCUGCACCGGUGUCAAGAGCUUUGUCAUCGUGGCAACUGCCCGCCUUGUUGGCAAACCAGUUUUGACGAGUUGGCGUGUUACUGUGGGGAGACUGUGCUGUACCCGCCCAUCCCUUGUGGAACCAAACCUCCUGAAUGUAAAAACCUGUGUACACGCAGACAUGAAUGUGAUCACCCAGUAUUUCAUUCCUGCCAUAGUGAAGAGAGAUGUCCUCCCUGUACCUACCUUAUCAAGAAGUGGUGCAUGGGUAAUCAUGAGCAAAGGAGUAAUAUCCCAUGCCACCUGCAGGACAUCUCAUGUGGUUUACUAUGUGAUAAGCUUUUACCCUGCGGUUCUCAUCGCUGUAAGAGGAUAUGUCAUCGUGAGGAAUGCCAGGCAGAGGGAGACUGUAAGCAGCCAUGCGCUCAUCCUAAACCUGACUGUGGGCACCCCUGUGGAGCUACCUGCCACACAGGCACCCCCUGUCCACCUAGUAUUUGCAGUGCCAAGGUGGCACUGCAGUGUGACUGUGGCCGUAAGAAGGAAACUGUGCUUUGUGCUGAGGCAGCCAGUUCCUACCAAAGAUAUGCUGCUAUUUCCAUGGCCAGUAAGCUGUCAGAUAUGCAGUUGGGAGAGUCAGUUGACAUUGGGCAGCUCACAAACAAGGAACAGAAAAAGGCCAGACUGGAGUGUGAUCAAGAGUGUGCUACACUGGAGAGGAACAGACGGCUGGCUGAGGCCCUGCAGAUUGACCAGUCAGUGGAUCCCUUCAACAAAUCCACAUCCUCCAAAUAUAGUGACACUCUCAAGGAGGAUGCAAGGAAAGACUUCAAGUUUGUCAGUGAAAUUGAGGAGGAAAUCAAGAAUUUAGUUGAGCUGGCCAACAAGGGUAAACAGCCAAAAAGGAGUCACAGUUUCCCACCUAUGAAGCGUGAACACCGGAGAAUUAUUCACGAGUUAGCCGAGGCAUACGGUGUGGAAAGCGUUAGCUAUGAUGGUGAGCCCAAGCGUAACGUAGUGGUCACUGCCUCCAGGGGAAAAUCUGUUUGUCCUAACAUUAGUCUGACUGCUCUGAUUGAAAGGGAAACUGUUGCCAGAGCCCCUCCUCCCAUUGCCCACAUCAAACAGCACAGCAAGACCGACAAUAGUAACACUUGGAUGAAACCUGCUAAAGAGGAGCCCACCACUGAUUAUUUUGAUGUGCAGGAUUGAUAUGAAAUUUAGAAAAAUCACUGUAAUCAUCACAUUUAAUAAAACUGCAUGUUAUCCUGGUAGUACAAAAACUUUGUUUCAUUAUAUCUUUAUAGUUCUGUUGGAUAUUUACACUGUGAGAGCCUGAAGCUAUGAGUUGUAGAGGUUCAUUCUAAAGAACAACCAUUUAUUAAUAUUUGUAGUCUGUGAACUUUGUUUAACUUGAACAUGUGCAGUUAACUUUUUGGUUGGAAUCCCAUUGUUCACUAAGCGGAUGUCUGGUUCGACAAAACCAGAAACUGAAGGACUUCUGUGGCUGGACACACUUAACACAGCCCUUAACCAACAAUGGCAAGUCGAAUUGGAAUUUCAACUAGUAAGAAAUUAAUAAAAGAUAUUCAACUAGUUUACAGCUCUAAUAAAUAAUGGCUUUACUAGUUGAAAUUCCAUUGCCAUUUUAAUUUCAGUAACUUGUAAGAAAGCCUUUUAAAAUAUUUUUAAUUGCUGUCCAAUUUAUUGCUAUCUAAAAUAUAAAAUCUGACAUGUUGAAAAACAUUUACAAGCAUUUUACUGGUCGCAAUUCAACUUUUGAUAUGAGGAUAGGCAUUUGCACUUGUAACAAUGUAAUUAUUGAUAUAUCAAAUUAUACAUUUUUACAAGUAAAAAGUACCUUGCUGAUAUAUUUAUUUGGAAUUUCAACUAUAAAGAAAUUAAUUAUACAUAUGUAAUUGUGUUUUGAUUAGGAUAAAUGGCAGAUCAUUGUGAAAUACUAUUGCAUAUUGAGAAUUAUGUUUUGUACUCGUUUUAUUGAUACCAAGAAUGGGCAUUUCUGCAAGUUAUUUUUGCACUUUGACUAGUAAUUCACAUCCUGCACCUGAUUAAAGGAGUAGUUCAUCCAAAAAUGAGAAUGUAGGUCCAUACAAUGCAAGUGAAAUCAGGCUCUAAAUCAUGAUAGCCAAUGAUGUUAUGAUUUAUAGAGGAAAAAGAAGUUACAUUUUGGUCUGUUCUCAUCCAAAACUGAUUGGAUUGCUUCUGAAGACACUGAUUAAUCCACUGAAGUCAUAUGGAUCACCUUUGUGCUUUUUGGAGCUUCAAAAUUUUGGACUUACAUUAUAUGGACCUACAGAGCUGAGAUAUUUUUCCGUAAAUAUUAGUUUGUGUUGCGUAGAAGAAAGUGAGUAAAUUAUAAGAGAAUCUUCAUUUUUGGGUGAACUAUCCCUUUAAAUGUCGAAAGGACUUGCAUUAAUUUAAUUGUUGUAAAUGACCCCUGCAGUGAGGAUAUUUGUGAGCAUCUCAAUUAAAUAAAAUCUGUGAGCUGACAAUUUUUCGCACAAUUAAAUUAAUAACAUUUUCCACAAAGAUAAACCAUACAUUCCUCCAGAAAGGUUAACCAUGCAUUUAUCUACAUCGGCUAUUUUUUUUAAGGUGAUUCUUAAAUGUGUAAGCUGGUUUACGAUAAAUCUGUUUAACCCUUGUGCUUCAAUAAAAAAAGGCCCAGGUCUUUCAAGGACAAAAAUGUCCACGUCAAAAAACGGCCAGAAUAAUAUUAUAUAUUAAUAAUCCACUUUAAUUGGUUAAUUUUUUUUAACCAACAUCAGUCCUGAUCAGAACUACCAAAUAAAUCUGUUUAACCCUUCAUUCAUUUUCAGGAUUUUAACCCUUUACACACACAAUUGAAUUAUUUUCCAGAUACAAAAUGCUUAAGGGAAUUUUGUUUUUUUAAUUAUCACAGUCUGGGAUAUGUCAGUAA
Molecule: messenger RNA, 5105 nt
Organism: Xyrauchen texanus (razorback sucker)
Lineage: Eukaryota; Metazoa; Chordata; Actinopteri; Cypriniformes; Catostomidae
Gene: nfx1
Product: nuclear transcription factor, X-box binding 1
Exons: 24
Coding region: 158-3376 (1072 amino acids)
Biological process (GO): negative regulation of transcription by RNA polymerase II
Cellular component (GO): nucleus
Molecular function (GO): zinc ion binding; RNA polymerase II transcription regulatory region sequence-specific DNA binding; DNA-binding transcription factor activity, RNA polymerase II-specific
Source: RefSeq, a predicted model, not a curated record